Messenger RNA from Nasonia vitripennis (jewel wasp), 7373 nucleotides. RefSeq lists its product as uncharacterized. The coding region runs from base 196 to 6891 and encodes 2231 amino acids. Lineage: Eukaryota; Metazoa; Arthropoda; Insecta; Hymenoptera; Pteromalidae. Gene Ontology annotation, molecular function: protein binding. The record is from RefSeq and is a predicted model, not a curated record. The transcript has a single exon.
UUUGGAAACGUCAAAUUGCUAGAAACACUGAUAGAUAAGUGGCCGAAUGAUUAUUUUUCUACUCAUGUCGAAAAAUUAGAUGAAUUACUUUCAAAAGCUUAUGAAGAAUUAAAACUGAAAAAUAUCUCACUAUCCGAUGAAAUAACUCUUUUUAUUGAAAAAAAAUUAGUCGAUUUACGAUUUUUUGCCACAAAUAUGAAAAAAGAUGAAGACGCAGAAUUGACUGUACACAAAAUUAGAGAACGAAUUUCUUUUGUUAUUCAGAACAUUAAUUUAUUGAAUGACACUCCGAAUAAUCCGCCGCAAGAAUUUUUAUUUAUAGCUAAAAGCAUUGCGCAAAAUAUGAACGUGUUAAAACGCCAAUUAAAAUCGACUUACAAUAUGCUACCAUGGGAAGAAGUUGAAUUUUGUUUAGUAGCUUUUAUUUCGACUUUUAUUAAAAAACAAGAAUUAAAUUUAUUUUAUCUAACUUCACUGACCAAACUGAAGGUGAUAAAAUACUUGACGAUUUUUGCGAAAUAUCUAACAGUGGUAAAAGACAAUCUGAAAACUUCAGAAAUUGACAAAUUGUCCAUUUUCCCGGACAUAGAUCGCAACACUAAUAUCGAACAGAUAAUGGACAAGUAUCUGGAAUUUAAAGAGCUUUAUGAUGAUUAUCAGCAAAUAUGCGAUAUUUCUUCCGUGGAAAGAAUAAGCAAAUAUGCAGAUUUGGCAUCAUCGGUUGAUCCAACAAAAAGAGACGGGCAACUCGUGAUUCUUAGGUGCUUGCAAGUUAUAGGAGAAUGCAUGAAAAAUACUUUAGAAUCUCCCAAGAUGUCUUAUGUCACAAGCGAUCGUCUACUUCUGUCAUUGCCAAAAAAUACGAGGAAAAUCGUUACUAAUUUGAGAAAUUCACUGACACAUAUGUCUGUGUUUUCUCAAAUAAAUACGAUUCAAGCCAAUGUUAACAGUAACUCUUUCAAAGGUAUCCAAAAUGAUGUAAAGAGUAUAAGGCACGUAAUUGCAAAAUUUCAAUACACCAAUAAAAGAAAGACAAUUAAAAAAUUGCUCAUGCAAUUAAUGGAGAGUGAAAACUUUUUUGACGAAAUUAAGCGAGUAGCUGUCUUUUUUAAAAAUUUCAAACUAAACCAAAUGUUUUUGAAAAAUGUCUAUAGAUCAGAAGAUUAUGAAAAUAUUGAAAAAUUAAUCAAUGACUUACGUAUGCUCGUGUCAGAUCCAACAGAAUCGGAAACGAACAUUUUUAAACAAAUUAAUGAUAUACUAGAAAAAAGUAAGUUGGAUAAUCUCAAAAAAGAUUAUGAUGUGAAAACAAUGACAUUGGAAAACUUGUUAAGUUUGUCUGUGCAAAGAAAUAACAUGAAUGAAAAUGAAGUUAGAAAUAGAAAAUAUACGAUUAAAACAGCUCUUGAAAAUAUGGAUACUACUGCAGAAUUGAACAAUAUCAAAAAAAUUGUUGAAUUAGCUACCGAAAUUGGAUAUAUUAAUAGAUUAAAAAUGAAACGCAAUAAUGUGGUUGGUAUAUCUGCAAUAAUUGAAGAAAUCAUUUCCAGUAUUGAACAGGCCGAGACAAGCGACAUCAAAAGCGUUACAGAAUUAAGAUAUAAACUAAACAGAAAGCAUCAAAUUAUUAAAAAUAAUGAUAAAAUUGGUUUAAGUGCAAUUAAAAACAAUUCUAAUCAAAAACCUAAUACAAAAAUGAAUGAACUGAAAAAUAUUCUACACAAUUAUACUUCAAAUGGUUCGCUUGACGUCCCUCGCUUUCUGUCAGAUAAGGAAUUAAUAGCUUCUAUUGAAAUGCUUAUGUUAGAUAUAUUAGCAAGCAGUUUCAGAAACCGUUUGGAGAACAACGUGCACUUUUUGGAUUAUAACGUUCCUAUUUUAAUCGGAAAAUCGCUAAGAAAUCACUUGGCUCAUUAUAACACACUAGUUGAUAUUUUACCGGUUGACCCUCUCAAAGCUCUAAUUUUGAAUGCCCAGAUAUUCACGUCAGAAAAAAUGAAAACGAACAGCGAAAUGAUUGGUAAGGUGCCACAAGAAGACAUCUCAAAAUUGAAACGCGUAUUUGAGCAAUGUCUGAUUUCAAUAAAGAAUCAAGAAGUUAUGUUUGUAGCGUUAGAAAACAGCCGUUUCAAAGAUUUGAAAAAGUGUAUGGCAAAAGGAGCAGAUGUUAAUGCUAGAGGGAUCGAUUUAUGGACUGCCUUGCAUUAUGCUGCUAAGGGUGGCAGCGUCGAAAUAGUACAAUUCUUGCUGAAUCAUAAUUUGAACGCUAAUGUCCGGGACACGAAUAAGCAAACCCCUUUACAUGUUGCGGCUACGUACGGAUCUCACGACGUUAUUGAAUUUCUCAUAAAAAAUACGAAUUUGAACGUGGAUGACAGGGACAAUACUGGAAAAACACCUCUACAUAUUGCGUCUGAAAAUGGUUUUAAAAAUAUUGUAGAACUAUUACUAAAAUAUAAAGCUAAAAGCAGCAUUCACGAUUUUUCAGGUAAAGCACCUUUGCAUUAUGCCGUAGAAUAUAAUUAUGAAGAUAUUGCUAAAUUGUUACUACGUCUUGAGUCGAGUGUCGACUGCAAUCAAAUUCUAGGUGGAUUUACAACAUUGCAUAUGGCAGCGGAAAAGGGUCAUUUAAAUUUAGUGAAUUUUUUACUCGAGUGCAAAGCCAAUGUUCAUGCAAAAACCGAUAAUCAGGCAACGGCACUACAUCUUGCAUCACUCAAUGGUUAUCUAGAUGUAGUAAAAGUUUUAAUCCUAAGUGGAGCAAAUGUAAAUGCUAGAGUUUUAGAAGGAUGUACACCAUUGCAUUACGCCAUAGAAAAUGGACACGAAAAAAUCGCUGAGCUUUUGUUGAAAAACAAAGCCGGUUCCAAUAUUUCUGACAGAGUAAAUUAUUAUACACCUUUACAUUAUGCAGCAAAAGAUGGCCAUGAAGGAAUAUUGAGAACUUUAUUACGAUAUAAGGCUGAUGCUACAGCAGAGACUAAACAGGGGCUAAAUCCUAUGUUUUUCGCUAUUCAGAGUGGACACACAAUGAUAGUUGAUGCUCUACUGUCACACGGUGUAGAUGUUAAUUAUAAUAAAUCUUUCAAUUACAUAGAUCUAGCAAUAGACUGUGUCCAUAAACCAAUAGUUUUCCUCUUGUUGAAGCAUAAAAUAAAUGUUAACAUUCGUAAUUGCGAUAAUGUACCGCCUAUCUUUGCGGCUGCUUUGAAAGGUGAUAAAGAUAUUUUUGACGCCUUGAUAGAACACGGAGCUGCAACAAACGUAAGAAAUCUUGAAGCAUCGACAUUAUUACACGCAGCUGCGGAAGGUGGCAACAAAGAUAUUAUUGCUGCACUGAUUCAACGCAAAGCUGAUGUCAAUGCUAAAUGUAUAUUUGGAGAUACGCCCAUCUAUGAAGCUGUUAGAAAUGGCAACGUAGAUGCCGUUAAAAUUCUGAUUGAUAAUAAUGCAGACAUUCAUUCAGGCGAUUACAAACCUUUAUAUGUAGCGGCUUGUAACGGCUAUAAAGAAAUUGUUGAACUUCUAUUAAGUCAUGGAGCUGAUAUCGAUGCUGUAAGUUCGGAUGGCUCUACAGCCCUGCACGAAGCUAUAACAAACGAUCAUCGAGAUGUAUUUGAAGUACUGUUGACACAUAAAGCUAGAAUCGAUAUAAAAACUAAGUGUGAUAAGCUUACUCCGCUAUCCAUUGCAUGCAAAAGUAACAAAAAGGAUAUGGUUGAAAUGUUGAUAAAUAGAGGUGCUGACGUGAAUGCUGACGGAGGUUUUCCUCUUUUUUACGCCGUUUCAAACAGUAACGUGGAUGUUAUCAAUAUUUUACUAAACAAAAAAGCAAAUAUUCAUAAAAAGUAUAUAUUAAAUUCGAAUCUAUUACAUCUAGCGGUGACAAUGUCUGACUGUGAGACGAUUAAAUUUUUAUUGAGUAGAGGAAUAAACGUGAACUGUGAAGGAGAAAAACGUUAUACACCAUUACAUAUGGCAGUGGAUAAUGAUUAUAAUCUUGCUGUCGAUAUAUUGUUGUCGAAGGGUGCUAACAUUCACUGCCAAACUGACGAGGGCUUAACGCCGCUGCAUAUCGCGGCCUAUAAUGGAUAUAGUGAUGUAGUUGAAACUUUACUCAAUCGAAAAAAUUUUAAUACAAAUAUCAAGGAUAACAAACAUAGGAUUGCUUUAGAGCUAGCCGUGGCUAAUAAUCAUCUCGAAAUCGUAAAACUUUUACUGUCAUGUGGUAAAAUAAACCUUCAUAAUAAAGGUCAGUAUGAUUUUACGAUUCUUCACAUUGCUGCUCAAACUGGACACUUAGAGAUCGUAAGAUAUUUAGUCGAUAAUGGCGCAGAUAUAAAUGCUAAAAAUGAUUGCGGAUCAAAGCCCAUACACAUUGCUGCCAGAGAGGGACAUACGAAUCUAGUAGAGUUUUUCUGCGAACGCGGCCAAUCCGUCGAUGAAGUUGGUACAUGUAGUAGAACAUUAUUGCACUAUACUGCUGAUGCAGGACAGUUAGAAGUUGCAAAAUAUCUUAUAGCACAUGGAGCUGAUAUUAAUGCCAAUGAACGCAAUGGCAUAACAGCCCUACAGCUGGCUUGUUUUCACGAGCAUCAAGAUAUUGUAAAUUUAUUACUGGAGAGUGGUGCACGGUACAACACAGUUGAUAUGGAAGAUUUGCAAUUUUUAAACUCAACCCCAAAUGUCUUUAAGUUGUUAAAAUUAACAGAUAAUUUAUUCAAAUCCGUCAAAAACAACGAUUUUUCUGCGUUAAGCUCUUUUAUUAAAGCAGGUGUACCCGUUAACGCUAGAAAUAAAAAUGACAUGACUGUCUUACACUAUGCGACAUGGAAAGGAUAUGAAAAAAUUAUCGACAUUUUAUUAGAAAACAAUAGUGAUCCAAAUAUGACAGAUGAAAAAGGAUUUACUUCAUUGCAUUAUGCUGCCAAGUUUAAUCAUCUGAAAAUAUUAAAAGUUUUAUUAGCUAAUGGAGCAGUAUAUAAUGCUGUUUCUAAAAGUGGAAAAUCUCCAGAAAAUUUGUCUUCUGAUAAAAAUAUUUCAAAAGUGUUAAAUGUAAUUGAGAAAUUAUUUUUGAAAGUUGAAAAAAACGAUUCUACACUCAUCAAAGAUUUAAAGAGAAUUGAUGACAAUGAUGAUGCUCAAGCAAUUUUAGGGACAAGAAAUGCAGAAUAUAAAACGCUGGUUGCCUUUGCCAUUUGUACUAACUAUUCAAAAAUUGAAGAAUUAAAGGACGCAUUUCUAGAUGAUUUGUCUGGUCAAGAGAAAUUGACUUACUUACUGUGCGCUCAAGAAGAGUAUGAAAAGGCUUUGAAAAUAUACGAAAAAAUUGUAUUAAAAAGAAAAAAAAUUCUGGGAGAUAAUAAUAUCAGCACAUUAGAUGCUCAAAGUAAAAUAGCUGGAAUAUUGUACAAGCAACAAAAAUUCGAGAAGGCUUUAAAUAUGUAUGAAAAAACUUAUCAAAAACAAAAAGAAUUGUUAGGAGAUGACAAAAAAGAUACUUUGGAUACAAAAAGUAAAAUCGCUUUAAUACUGCAUCGACAAGGAAAAAACGAGAAAGCGUUAAAUAUUUAUAAACAUGUUUAUCGAAAACAAAAAGAAAUAUUACCAAACGAUGAUAUUGAUAUUCUAAACACUCAGCUGCACAUGGCUUUAGUUUUAGAUGCGUUGAGAAAAUACGACGAAGCACUGGAGUUAAAUUAUAAAGUUUAUGAAAGUCGUAAAGCAAAAUUAGGAAAACGUAGUCCAGCAACAUUGUCUGCUCAAAAUAACAUUGGGAUGGUUUUAAGUCAUCAAGGAAAGUACGAUGAUGCGUUACAAGUGUAUCAAAAUGUGUUGAAGACAAGAAGAGAAGUUUUAGGACCAAAUCAUUCUGAUACAAUAAGACCUUUGAGUAAUAUAGCAAGUGUUUAUGUAAUGAUGAACAAAUUUAAAGAGGCAUUAAUGCAAUAUCAAGGAGUUUUAAAAAUACAAAAAGAAGUAUUAGGACUUGAUCACUUGGAUACUUUGAAUACUCAAGUGAAUAUUGGAAAUUUACUAUUUUACCAAGGAAAACACAUAAGCGCUCUCAAAGUGUUUAAUGAAUGCAUCGAUAGAAGAAAAAAAUUCGUAGGAUCAAAUCUCGACGUUUUAGGUAUUGAUGCCAAGAUAGAAGCGAUUAAAAUAAAGUUAAACAUGGGAAAUCAGUUGGAUAUGAUUGAUAUCAUCAAAAAUCAUGAUACAAGUAUAAAAAAUGCCAUUAGUUGCGGUGAUUUUGAAACUGUCCAAUGUCUAUUACAAGAUGAUGUUGAUAUAGAUCUGCAUGAUUCUGAAGGAAGAACAUUACUCCACUUUGCUGUUGACAAUGGUAGCACAGCUAUUGUCAAUAUGUUAAUAGAAUAUGACGCCUCUGUUAAUGUAGUGACCAAAAGGGGUAAUACACCAUUGCACAUAGCAUGCUCUAAAGGACAUACAGAAAUCACUUCGAUUCUGUUACAAAAAGUGAGUCAUAAACAAUUAAACUCUUUUAUUAAUGCAAAAACAACUGGUGGUGGCAACACAUCGCUUCAUGUUGCUGCUAAAAAAGGUCAUUUUGACAUCGUUAAGUUGUUAUUAAAGUUUGGAGCUAUCUACAAUUUAAAUAAUAGUGCAGACAAAACGCCAUUGGACAUUGCUGAAGAUCAAAAUGUCACUUCUUAUCUUAUGCUUGUUAAAGAAUCAUAUGAAGGUGUCAAAAUGGGCGAUGCAAAUAUUGUAAAAAAACUAUCAGUCGUAAAAUCUGACAAACUUUUGCCCAUUUUGUAUGCACGAGAUAAUCACGAAAAUUCGCUCAUACAAGUAGCAAUUCUAAACAAACAUCAGAAAUUUGCUUUAAAAUUAGUAACUCUACUGAAGAAUUUUGAAAAAUUGUAACCCAUCUAUAUACACCAGUAUACACAUGUUUUAGAUAUAUAAGAAGAGAAAAAGUUACAUAUUUUUGUAUGUACAUUAAAAUGUAAAAUUAUACAUACUUUAAAAAGCGUGGUAGCUUAUCACAAUUUUUUAUAUAUUUUCUAUGAUGUCUUUAUUUCUUAUAUAUAUUUUUAAAACAUAGUUUUCAUGUAUAGAGAAUGUUUAUACUAAUUUUUUUGUGAAAGCGAUAAAUACCUUUGAAGCAAACCUAUAAUUUUUCUUAUUUUAUUCCAUUAUCCAUUCGAAGCUUUGUAAAAAUUCCGUUUAUAAUAAGUAAAAUUAGUUUUUAUAAGAAUUUGUUUAAAAAAUAUAUUUGUACAUACUUGAAACUACAUGCAUAUAACGAUUGUUCUAUUGUGCAAAUAAUGACUUCGAAUAUGUCCCUGAUGUUUUAGGAUGUUAAGAUAUAAAAGAUGAAUAAAGCAAGCAUCCAUAUUGGUAAA